AUAUCAAAGAACAAAUCAAACCGAUAAAUGAAAUUGUUAUAGACGCGUUUAUUAAUUCAGGAACUGCACCACAUAUAAUCAAAGAAUUAUAUAACACAAUUCGAGAUAGUCAAAAGAAAUCAUUCAAAAGAUGCUUCACUCCUUGCAAUAUUUAUAUUUGGGGAGACUCUAGAACAGGAAAAGACUAUCUCAUUCAAUUACUUUCUCCAGAUGCAUACCAUAAAUCGCAUGAUGAUAAGCAUUGGUUCGAAGGAUAUGAUGAAAACAAAGUUUUUAUAUACGAUGAUUUUUACAAUUCCAAUAUGGAAUUUUCAACUCUGUUAACAUUAAUCGAUAACAAACCGCAUACAGUUCAAAAAAAAGGCGGUCAUUUGAACUUCUGUUCAUUUGUGAAUGUAUUUACAUCAAAUACAUCUUUGCGAAAUCAAUAU
Racocetra persica is the source of this 431-nucleotide messenger RNA. The record is from the annotation of a GenBank genome assembly. Lineage: Eukaryota; Fungi; Glomeromycota; Glomeromycetes; Diversisporales; Gigasporaceae.